This is a messenger RNA of Magnolia sinica, 1990 nucleotides long. Its product is annotated as fatty-acid-binding protein 2. NCBI's taxonomy places the organism in Eukaryota, Viridiplantae, Streptophyta, Magnoliopsida, Magnoliales, Magnoliaceae. The transcript has 12 exons. The record is from RefSeq and is a predicted model, not a curated record. Bases 309 to 1544 code for a protein of 411 amino acids. Gene Ontology annotation, cellular component: chloroplast stroma. Gene Ontology annotation, molecular function: fatty acid binding; intramolecular lyase activity.
UUAAAAUUAUUUUCAUCUUGCCCUAAUUCCAUCCAAACAGGAAUCCUAAUUUCAUCAUUUCCUCUCCCCGCCAUGGAAUUCUCCUUCAGAUUCUCCCAUCCCAGUUAUUGAUCACCAAUGAUCAUGAUUGGAGCGUUUCAAUAGGAUAAAUUGCGAAACAAUCUAGUCCGUACGGGUUUGGUCUUAUAACCAGUCAAUGGUAGGGUCCACCAGAUAAACAGGUAUAUGAGAACUGGCAUGGUGUUAUAGCGAGAACAACUCUCCUCUCCUGAGAACAGAAUUCUGCACUAAUCAGCACAUAAUAAAACAUGCGGAAUAGUUGGCUGUUUUUUACAAAUUUGGAUCUUGAUGGUGGAUGUCCGUAUUUCUUUCCAGAGUCCCACUUAUACUAUGGACAUUUCUAUAUUCCUGGAAGUCUAGCUCUUCAAGAAGCAUUUAGUUGCAUUUCCAAGUUCACCGGUGCUCUACUAGUCUGGUUUGCUGGUGGGCUAAAUUCCAAUUUACCCUGUAAACUAUCUGGCAAUCCACAUGGUUCGAAAAAUGGAAAUUGUCAGUCUUGUACACAAGUCAAACACAUUACAUCUUCUAGACAUAAUUCAGCAGGGUUCCAGCUUGGAUCUAGAUCAAGAGUGGAAUCUGCUGCCCCAAUGUUUUUUGGUAAGAUCAUGAGUUCCACAAUAAGAAAUCUAUGGAAUGAAGUUGAGCAACUUCAAUCAUUUCCCAUGCUCUCAUUAGCUGCUGCCCUUGUGCCUCCAUUUGACAAUAUAUCAAAGGUGCUAGCUGUCCCACUAGUGAAUAUCGAUGAACAAAUCAGUGGACAAAUGGAUCAACUAGCCUGUGGAGAUGAGUACAAGGGGUGUUCUAGUCUUUCUCUGUCAGAGAUAAAAUGGAGAAGAGAUGCAGUUGAACCGAGAACGGGCAUCAAGUUCCCCAGUGUUUUGGGCAAUCUUGUAGCUGGAGACAAUAGAUCAACUUUGACUUCUGAGGUACUUGUUGGAACUGGUUCUAAAAGCAUGAGAAUAAUUAAAGUCAAAUCUCUGAAGGUCUAUGCAUUUGGUGUAUAUGUUCACCCUGACUCUGUUUGUGAGAGAUUGGGUCCGAAGUAUGCUACUGUGCCAAUCACUGAACUGAAGAACCACCCAGAUUUUUUUGAAGAUAUGCUUAGGGAGGAUAUUCACAUGACUGUUAGGCUUGUGGUGAAUUGCAACGGGCUAAAAAUCAACACUGUGCGAGAUUCUUUCGAGAAAUCCCUCCGUGCCAGAUUGCUGAAGGUUAACCCUGACACAGAUUACAACUGCUUGAAAGCUUUUGGUUCUUAUUUCACUCAAGAUAUCCCACUACCAGCGGGCACAACGAUAGAUUUUCGACGAACAACCAAAGGCCAGCUAAUAACAGAAAUUGGUGGUAGAACAAUUGGAGCAGUUGAUAGCAAGGAUUUAUGCAGGGCAUUUUUCGACAUGUAUAUUGGGGAUGUUCCGGUGUCUGUACCUGCAAAGCAGGAGAUUGCCACCAAUGUUGCAGGCAUGAUGAGGAGAUGCUACUAAGCUGGCGUCAGUGGGGCCCUUUUCUUUUAAAAAUUACUUAGUCCAUUUUUUACAAGAUUAGAUGCUGGCAAGAUGUCCCAAAAGAUGUCCUUGCUUAUUUUCUACCAUUGAUCUCAGCUUCUAUGCUAACCAGCAUAUUAGUGGGCAGCUAGUUUAAGGUAGGGAAAAGGGGGAAAUGGAGAGGAAAUGCCAAGAUGUACAUUCAGAGCCCAAUUUGUUCGGCAAGAGCUGACCUUUCAGAGGUAUAUGUUUGUCAGAUAGACAGAGAUAUUCAGAAAACUUUCCUAUUUGGGUUGUGCUGUUUGUUUAGACCCUGCUUUGGGGUCAGGGAAAUCAGAAUGUUAAUUUGGUAAACACGUGAGUUUGUCAAAUUCAUGUAUUUUAGAUUUGGCAAAUUUCAAAGUUCACUGCUUGGCAAUUAAACUACAAAUUCAUGGAUUUGGAGA